AUGACGAAAAUGGAAUUAUCAAAAUUUUGGUUCAAUAACUGGUUGAGACGUCAAAAUUAUAUUAUUGUCACCUUGGAAUUUGCAAUUGCUAUUUUAACACUGUACACUUUGAUAAUGGCAGUUCGAGAUAUUGUUGGACCAACUGCUUUAUUAUUUGAAUCGAUGGAUAACUUAUUUCAUAGUAUUGUUAUGGCUGUCGAUAAUCAGUAUGUGAAGUCGAAUGUGAAUUUCAGUGAUCCUGAGUCACUACACUUAUACAAAUUACUCAGAGGACCAACGCCCACAUUGAUUUUCAUACAUUUAUUAGUGAUUGUAUUCAACUCAAUUUGUAUUGUAUUUGCGUCUAUAUGUCGGGCAGAUUAUUUCAUGAAAAUUAAUAUCGUUGUCAUGAGUUUUCUUCUGAUUGCCGAUGCUGGUGUCUUCUUAACACUGGUGUAUAUAAAUAGAAAAACUCAUAUGUAUAGUUUGAUCAGAGAAUUAGAAGUGUUAGAAUGUUGUGGUAUCUACACGUAUACCGAAUGGUUAAAUCCAUCUAUUAAUUGGAAACGCGAAGUGACUUAUGAUAAUGUAACAUACGAAAUUGAUUUGCCUAUCAGUUGCUGCCCAGAUCUCAUUCCCACCCAACCACCCGGUUGUGCACAGGUUGAAAUCUGUGGACAACCAUUUUCUCAAGGUUGCGGAGAAAUGCUAUUACAGCAUACUUUUUUUCACACUACAAGUAUUCCCGAGAGACUGUAUACCUUGUUGUAUUUUGUUUCACACAUACUCACCAUCACUUUAUAUAUUAUCAAAAUGAAUUUAACUGAACGUAAAAAUGAAAAUCAAUCCCUAUUCUAUGAAGGACGUCUUUUUGAAGAUGGAAAAAGCACAGAUGACACUGAGACAGCUGAGGAACCAGAAGAGGUGCUCAGAGGUCCAGGAACUUCAAGACGUAUUACAGGAUUUAUUUCACAACAGAAAAUUACACAUAAGAGUGAUAGUUAUAUGUAUUGA
Messenger RNA from Trichobilharzia regenti, 993 nucleotides. The record is from the annotation of a GenBank genome assembly. Lineage: Eukaryota; Metazoa; Platyhelminthes; Trematoda; Strigeidida; Schistosomatidae.